UUGGGCCACGCAGGCGCUUUGCUGACUAGGGAAAAGGCCGCCUGCGAGAAGGCAGCGCGAGUGGCUGCUUGGUGUGAGCCUGGGUUCGGGCUUCAUCUGGCUGCGUCAGGCGACCUCGCUUCGUCUCCUUCUUUUCCCUCCGGCUGCCGGCGCCGUCAUGCUCUGCCGGCUGGUCUGCCGCGCCAGAAAUGGCACUAAACUGGUGGCACCUCUUGGGUGCCUGGCUUCCAGGCAAAAACACAUGCUUCCUGACUUGCCUUAUGAUUAUGGUGCACUGGUGCCCCACAUUAGUGCAGAAAUCAUGCAACUACACCACAGCAAACAUCAUGCUACGUACGUGAAUAAUUUGAAUGUCGCAGAAGAAAAAUACAAAGAGGCCUUGGCAAAAGGUGAUGUCACAGCUCAGGUAUCUCUUCAGCCAGCUCUGAAGUUCAAUGGUGGAGGUCACAUCAACCACUCUAUCUUCUGGACAAACCUUUCUCCAGAUGGUGGAGGGGAGCCGAAAGGGGAGUUAAUGGAAGCCAUUAAACGGGAUUUUGGCUCCUUUGCAACCUUUAAAGAGAAAUUGACUGCUGUAUCAGUUGGUGUUCAAGGCUCAGGAUGGGGAUGGCUCGGUUUUAAUAAAGAACAUGGUCGAUUGCAGGUAGCUGCCUGUUCCAAUCAAGACCCUCUUCAAGGAACCACUGGUCUUGUUCCGUUGCUAGGGAUUGACGUGUGGGAGCAUGCCUAUUAUCUGCAGUAUAAAAAUGUUAGACCAGACUAUCUUAAGGCUAUCUGGAAUGUGAUCCACUGGGACAACGUAUCGUCAAGAUAUGCUGCUUGCAAAUAAUAGGACAAGUGAUGCUGCUCAGAAAAAAUUUUUUGCAGUAAUGUGUGACCAUUGAAUUGCUAAUUGCUACAUUGAUGAAAAUCUUCUAGCACAUCAAACACAAAAAUUGUUCACAGUCAAGCUAAAUAUUUGCCUGGAAGUUGGUGAGAUUAGGUGUUAAUCUGCUAAUUUUCGGUUUAAAGAUAAAAUAUUUUUUAUGCAGUGUUCUGAAAUAAAGCAGUUCUUAAAUUUCAGUAAGGGAUUAUGGCUCAAGUUUUCCUCAGUUGUGUGUCAGCUAUGAUUAGGCAUUCAAGUCUUUUCCCUGUAGUACAAAGAAGAAAACUAGGUGUACCAACUUCAGAAGCAAACUGCAAGGAACAGUGGUAGUACCUGUAGUACUUGUGUAAACUAGGUUUCCUGAAAAACUGACUUUUCUGUCUGGAAGAGCAUGGCUAGCAGAAUUUAAACAGGUAAUAUAUUGUAGUCUUCUUAAUGGUAAGCUUUUGGCAAACACCUGCUUAUCAUAACUACAUUUAUACUGUAGGGUAGAGCUGCUUAAAGAUAAGGGGCUAUUUUUCAUGAAAUUGCUGCUGAAGUGAGGAAAUAUCCUUUACCAGUAGAUGUUAGGUCAUGAAGCUGAAGAGAUCCAUUGUACAAAAUUUAUAGGAUAUUUUUGGUUUGAAAUAAAGAAUAUUUAAUGUC
This is a messenger RNA of Sphaerodactylus townsendi, 1510 nucleotides long. It is a transcript of the gene SOD2, whose product is annotated as superoxide dismutase 2. The record is from RefSeq and is a predicted model, not a curated record. Gene Ontology annotation, cellular component: mitochondrion. Bases 158 to 829 code for a protein of 223 amino acids. Gene Ontology annotation, biological process: superoxide metabolic process. The transcript has 5 exons. Gene Ontology annotation, molecular function: metal ion binding; superoxide dismutase activity. Lineage: Eukaryota; Metazoa; Chordata; Lepidosauria; Squamata; Sphaerodactylidae.